Molecule: messenger RNA, 1686 nt
Organism: Exophiala bonariae
Lineage: Eukaryota; Fungi; Ascomycota; Eurotiomycetes; Chaetothyriales; Herpotrichiellaceae
Exons: 5
Coding region: 1-1686 (561 amino acids)
Molecular function (GO): N,N-dimethylaniline monooxygenase activity; NADP binding; flavin adenine dinucleotide binding
Source: RefSeq, a predicted model, not a curated record
AUGAAGAGAAUAGCAGUCAUCGGAGGAGGGCCUGGAGGUCUAGUGACUCUGAAAUAUCUUACCCAGGCACAUUUAUUCCUACCUGUUGAGCAGGUACAGGUCCGUCUUUUUGAAGCCGAUGAUGCUAUUGGAGGGACUUUCUAUAAACGCACAUAUGAAGAUGGAGAACAAGUGUCUUCGAAGUAUCUGACGACCUUCUCGGAUUUCCGCCCACUCGCGAGUGACCCCGAUUUUCUCCCGAUGGGAAGAUAUCUCCAAUACUUGGACGAGUAUUGUUCUCAUUUUGAUCUAUGGAAACACAUUGAACUCGAUACUCGAGUCACAAAGCUGCGCCGACAAGGCUCUCGACAUGUUGUCAGCCUGAAGAAGAAAGGCAGUGGUUCCAAAGAAGAUGAUGAAAAUUGGGAGUGUGAUGCCGUGGCGAUUUGCACCGGCUUACACGUUGAACCACAUAUGCCGUAUGUCGAAGGCAUUGAGAAUGUCCCCUGUGUGAUGCAUUCGUCACAGUUCAAAGGACGGGAAGACUUUGGCUACGAUAAGAACAUCGUUGUUCUAGGAGUUGGUGAGACUGGUAUGGAUGUUGCACAUCUGGCCGUAACCUCCCCAAAACCGAAAUCAGUCACUGUGGUGCCGAAUCCAGUUUUGUUUGGCAUGAUACAGCCUAGCAGGAAUAGCAUUCCCACGGAUGUCAGCACCGCGUCACUCUUCGAAUCUAUGUAUGUCCAUCCUCUUAUGAGGGUCUCCUGGAUUCCUUGGGCGUAUUACAAUACUUUCGUGAAGAGCACGUUGUGGCUCGUCGGGGGUUCGAAAUAUGGCAUCGAUCAGUGGGUAGGUGGAGUUGCAGACGAGCAUUACAGCACAGCGGAGUUGAUAUUUAUGAAGUCAGACAAAGCCAUACCAUACAUCAGUGUCCCCUACCGCUCUCAGUCCUGGCUGCAUCGAAUCCGAAGUUGUAUUGCUCAGACUCCUAUUCCUGAUACGAAUGGAAGGAUCAUAGACCUGGCACCGUGGCCGGAUCGCAUCGAGAAGGAUGGCACUAUUCACUUCAUUGACAAUGGUCGUCUCGAAUCACAACGGAUGUCUCAGAUCAAACGCAAGGUGGACAUCCUGGUUAUGGCAACAGGAUACACGCAGAGGUUUCCUUUUCUGGAUGCUCACUAUCCCCGACCCGAAGAAGCAGACAUAAGACGUGUUUGGAAGCGAGGUGACGAGUCAGUUGGCUUCAUAGGUUUUGUGAGGCCUAGCUUUGGUGCGAUUCCCCCUCUGGCCGAGUUCCAGGCGCAACUCUGGAUUCUAGCCUUGCACGACCUUCUUCCCCAUAGCUUGAUCCCAAACGACCACUACAAGUUGAAAGUUAGCGGUGAGAAUCGCAUCCAGUACGGCGUGGACCACGAAAAUUAUGCCUACCAGUUGGCGUUGGACAUGGAAUCAGCUCCCUCGUUCUCCUACAUGUUGUCGUGCGGGCCUCGUAUGUUCCUGACCUGGGCGCUGGGAGCCAACUUCAACACCAAGUUCCGUGUCAUCGGCCCGUGGGCAUUUGAUGGUGCUAGGGAUAUCAUCACGACGGAGCUGUGGUCCACCAUCACCCGUCGGGGUGGCUUUUUCGGUAUGCUAUCCGGCCUUCUUUCUACCCCGAGAACAUUCCCGAUGAAGAUAAUGUACGUUCAUGUUAACAAUACCGCUUGA